AUGUUGGAAAAAAAAGAUAUCGCAUUUACUGAGGCUCGAAAAAUCUGUGGGCAAAGUGAUGAUUUGUGUGCUGCCACAAAUGCGGAUACUCCUGUGUUAUUCCAUCGGCGAUCGACGAAACCAUUACGUGGGGCACCCAAUAUUCAUAAUUCACCCCAGGUUUCUCAAGUACCCAAUCAAGCCGUACACAACCGAAGGCUGCGAGCAACCGCUGCUUUUCAUGUGGUGAAUACCAUUUUCGUUCGACUUGUCGAUUCCGCAAUGUCACUUGCCAUGCAUGCGUACUAUUCCGAUUAUCACAUCGCCACAACUUCGUGGUGUCUUUACGUCACUUUUGAUCGCGAUCACGAUUGCCGUUGCCCGCGCACUGGAUAUGACUCGGGUGAGUAUGUCGUUGCCGCCUAUUUUCUCAAGGGCCUUCACCACGCGUUCACUUUGGCCACAGUAGAUUACGCGUCGUUCCAGAAAAACGGGUCCACCGUCAACUUCCAAUUUGGCCGACUGCACGUUCAUGCCUCCUGUAUUGCUGGAACAUUUCACGAUUAG
Molecule: messenger RNA, 546 nt
Organism: Echinostoma caproni
Lineage: Eukaryota; Metazoa; Platyhelminthes; Trematoda; Plagiorchiida; Echinostomatidae
Source: the annotation of a GenBank genome assembly